Messenger RNA from Panicum hallii, 1866 nucleotides. Its product is annotated as E3 ubiquitin-protein ligase CCNB1IP1 homolog. Gene Ontology annotation, biological process: chiasma assembly. The coding region runs from base 437 to 1351 and encodes 304 amino acids. The record is from RefSeq and is a predicted model, not a curated record. NCBI's taxonomy places the organism in Eukaryota, Viridiplantae, Streptophyta, Magnoliopsida, Poales, Poaceae. The transcript has 8 exons.
CGGCCAAAAUUUUCGAAACACUACGCCUGGCAAAACCACGCGGUGCCGCCACUACUCCCCACCGCUGCCCCAAAAUCCCCCAAUUCUCCCCCUCUCCGCCUACUCGCCGUCGCCGCGCGCCCUCCACGGCGCUGCAGCCCUAGCUCCGGGGGGCCCAGAGGCUCGCGGCGGCGUCCUCGCUCGACACCCACCCACCGGCGACGACGACUCGCGACCCCGGCGCGCCCCUCCGUUUGGGGCCCGCGCGCGUCUCCCCCGCCGCGGCAGCACACGCGCGCGCCAGGUUUGGGUAAAUCUGUAUUGCCAUCUUUGACUUACAAAAAUGAAGUGCAAUGCUUGCUGGCGGGAAUUGGAAGGGCAAGCCAUAACCACCACUUGUGGUCAUCUUUUAUGUAUCCUUCAGCACCCUGCGCUCUUAUUUAUUUUGAGUUAGAAUAUGUCGUCUGCAACUUUGCAGAGAAUGAAUACCUUAGUUCAAUUUGAUUGGUCACUGUCAACUAUUUGCGCAGGUACUGAGGAUGCCAAGAAAAUAUUGAGUAAUGAUGGUGCAUGUCCAAUAUGUGAUCAAGUUCUGUCGAAAAGCCAUAUGAAACCAGUGGAUGUAGAUCCGAAUGAUGAUUGGACAAAUAUGGCAAUGGCUGGGAUUUCUCCACAAAUACUCAUGAAAAGUGCAUACAGAAGUGUCAUGUUUUACAUUGGACAAAAGGAACUGGAGAUGCAGUACAAGAUGAACCAUGUUGUUGGUCAGUGCAGACAGAAGAUUGAACUUAUGCAGGGAAAGUUUACAGAGAAGCUAGAAGAACUGCACGCUGCAUACCAAAAGAUGGGUAAAAGGUGCCAGUUGAUGGAACAGGAAAUUGAAAACCUCACCAAGGAUAAGCAAGAGCUUCAAGAGAAAUUCGCAGAGAAAUCCAGGCAGAAGAGGAAGCUUGAUGAGAUGUAUGAUAAACUAAGGACUGAGUAUGACUCUGUGAAACGUUCGGCCAUCCAGCCUGCCAAUAACGUCUUCCCAAGGGCUCAGCAAGACUUGUUUGCGGGCAUGCCAAAUAUGAUGGAUAACAGUAAUCCUCUCAGGCAAGGUUUGGUUUUUACCCCUGACACUCCAGGGCGGAGAGAGGACAUGUGGGCUCCCGCACCACGGCAACGGCACUCGAACCCUGAUACAUUUGAAGUUUCUGGGGGAUCUGCUCACAUGGGAGCUCCUCCUGUUGAUGCUAGACCCCGCAAACCAGCUGGGCCUGUCUUUGGAGCUGGCACGAACAAUCCUUCUGCAGCCUUGCGGAAUAUGCUGAUCUCACCGGUGAAGCGCCCUCAGCAGUCUCGAAACCGUCCGCACAUGUUCACGUUGUAGAAUUGGAUGCGAGACCUCAGCGGGCACCUGUACAUGAUGUAAAUCUCUCUGAGCUUUAUUUUGAUAGAAAAUGCUCCUGUGUAUCCCUGGGACACGGUUUCCUCAUUUCUCAGAAGUACGAUAGCAAGCAGAGCUGCACAUUAUUUCCUUACCUGAUUAGUGGGAUGUACAGUAUCCAUGUGAUCCUCGUCCAACCUUUUGCUGGCCAUGCUCUAUAGGAAGGUGGACCUAAAUAGCCAUGUGCAUGACAAAUAUAGUAAUGGACGGCAGUUAUACUAUUUACAUUUCCCCCUUUUAGUUAAGUUUUUAUGUUAGUUGAAUCACAGUAUCUGGUCAGUUGUUUUAGCUUCCCCUGAAAAUCUCUCUGCUUGCUGCGUUUUCGUCACUGCUUGACAGCUUAUGUACUAUAGCGACUUAAGUGGGUUCCAUUAAGCAGUUUUGCUUAUGUAAUCUAGUUGAUGUUCAGGCCAACGUUUGCUAUUCGGAGCUUGCAAAAAAGAUGUGACUGUUGAUGA